CCAGGAAAUCAGUGCUUCAGUAAAUAAAGGCAUCAAAGACCUCUCGGCUUAGUACAACGCUCUCCGCGAGGCACAGCGUAGCCAUGAACCAGCCGAGCUCUCCGUCUUCCAGAUCAACAUUCCAACUUCUAGCACCCGUCCGCUCACCUAGACCAUGAAGAGGCAAAACGUGAGGACCCUCGCCCUCAUCAUCUGCACCUUUACUUAUCUGCUGGUUGGAGCAGCUGUUUUCGAUGCCCUGGAAUCUAAGCAAGAGACGUCCCAGAAGAAAACAUUGGACGAUAGAAAAGAUGAAUUGAUGAAUAAAUAUAACCUGAGUAAUGACAACUUUGAUGAACUUGAAGGGGUGGUAUUGCAACUGAAACCCCACAAGGCUGGAGUGCAGUGGAGAUUCGCAGGAUCGUUUUAUUUUGCUAUCACUGUGAUCACAACGAUAGGGUAUGGACAUGCAGCCCCCAGCACAAACGGAGGGAAGGUGUUCUGCAUGUUCUACGCCCUCCUGGGGAUCCCCCUCACCCUGGUGAUGUUCCAGAGCCUGGGUGAGAGGAUCAACACCUUUGUCAAGUACCUCCUGCACCACAUCAAGAAGUGCCUUAAGAUGCAGCGGGCUGAUGUAUCCAUGGCCAACAUGGUGACCAUUGGCUUCUUCUCCUGCAUUAGCACACUGUGCAUCGGGGCAGCAGCCUUUUCCCACUAUGAGGACUGGAGCUUCUUUCACGCCUACUACUACUGCUUUAUCACGCUCACCACCAUUGGCUUCGGGGACUAUGUGGCCCUGCAGAAGGACCAAGCACUACAGAACAACCCCCAGUAUGUGGCUUUCAGCUUCAUCUACAUCCUCACUGGCCUGACGGUCAUUGGGGCCUUCCUGAACCUGGUUGUGCUCCGCUUUAUGACGAUGAAUGCAGAGGAUGAGAAGCGUGACGCUGAGCACCGCGCCUUGUUUACCCUCAAUGGACAGGCCAGCAGCAUGCGCAGCCCUGUCGACCCCCCGGCCACGACAGCCUCCGCCGGUCGAGGCUUCUGCAACGUCUAUGCUGAGGUGCUGCACUUCCAGUCCAUGUGCUCCUGCCUGUGGUACAAGAGCCGGGAGAAGCUGCAGUACUCAAUACCCAUGAUCAUCCCCAGAGAUCUUUCCACCUCAGACAGCUGCGUGGAUCAGAGCGACGACUCCCCAGGCAGGUUCCCCGAACUGCGCUUCAACGGCUGUGUCUGCCACAUGCAGCAGCGCUCUGCCAUCAGCUCGGUGUCUACCGGGCUUCCCAGCCUCUCCGCUUUCAGGGGAUUCAUGAAAAGAAGGAGCUCAGUGUAGCCAUUGGAAUACUUUAUUUUAUUUUAAUUUUCCACAAAGGACAACGAGGACAACUUUAUUAUUUUAGCAGCAUUUUGAAAAAUACUUUGAAAGCUGUUUUUACUUUCUUUCUAGAUAUGCUUUUUUAGAAUCUCAAGAACCGCCUAUGUCUUUUGAGAGGAGGGUUUGAAAGAGAAGAGGACAUUUUCCACUAUGAAGUGAACUAUCUAGUCAAGUACAUCAGCGUUUCUAUCCGAUAGCCUGAAUAUAGACAUGGACACACAUUAUGGUUAAGACCAGCUGUCCAACAAUUAGUUUGUUUAGUGCUCUUUACGACACAUCAGGCAACCAAUGUACACCUCCUAAGGCAAUCUGUCCUGUGCAGUUCUGCAAAAAAAUGUAUUAAACAAUAACACACUGAUGUAUUUAACAAAAAUGUAUUUCUAGGUUGCAUAGCAUGUUUUCUUUUCUAUUAAAGCCAUGUGUUUAAUUCUAGAUAAUAAACUACUGAUUACCAGAACAGCUUUGUAUAUACUGUAUUUAUAGGAAUGAGAGGUCUUUAUAAUUUUCAGAAAUUAAUAGGAUAAUUUAGGAGCGGGCCUAUUUUUACACUUAAAGUUAACCCAGUUUUAUCAUGUUACUUGUGUGAUGGCCGGCCCAACUUUACAGUGGACACAUUUUCUCUGCUUGGGUGUUUUACGAUCCAAUUCACACGCCAUCUCUUCUAAUAAGUACUUGAAUGUUAAAUGUUAGUUCAUUUUGCAUAUGCACCUUAAUAUUGUGUUGAUUAAUUUUAUAGUUCACCAUGUUAGCUCAUUUAGUGUAGGUUGAUUUUGCAUCACAGCAGCACUUUGGGAUGCCAGACUUCCUUUAGGCAUUGAUCCUACUUAGAAUUCAGGAUUGAAAUGACAGUAGAAUACAAUAAUGGAAUAGUGGCAUUUUAUCAAACAAUUCAAUCUAUUUCCUAACAAAUAUUGUGUGUUAAAAUAUAAAAUAAACUAUUUUACAGAUGUAUAAUUUAUGGGUUUUUUUUAAGGAUUAAACUGACAACAGAUAGUCUCUGACACAUUUAGGGCUGUCACUGGUUCUGUUUACAGAACAGCUUGGAACAUGAUUGAUCUAGACCUGGAAAUGCUCAUUAUGUUACUUGGUUGAAGCAAUUUGUUACAGAAUCCCAUUCCAAUUUGCUUCAAUUUCGCUCUGCUGCUGAUGAAAACAAAAAUGAUUGAUUUAAAAUAUAUUUUAAUUCAGUCUCAUUGGCAGAGGGGAAUGAAACCUCAGUAGGGGUUUAGAUUACUUAGUGAUCCUUCUGUGCCAGACUGCCACUUUUCAAGAAAAUGAAAAUGACAUUGAAAUUUCUUCUGAUAAAUAAAACACAGCAUUGUUGCAUCUUUCUGCUUUGGUCAUACUGCCCUUUUCUAUCAAUUGUCUAGUUAUUUCCAUGACUCAACUAGCUUAUCUAUCCCAUACUAUGUGUCACAUGCCUAAAUGUGUUUAAUAUGGAUUAAAUGUUUGAUUCAAAUGCCAAAUAAUUAGUGUUAUUAAAUUGCAAAACAUGUAUUUAGAUGCAUAUGUAGACUACAUAUUUUUCACAAACAGAUGUGCAUAGAAGAUGUAAAUAAAUAAGUCAC
Messenger RNA from Acipenser ruthenus (sterlet), 2922 nucleotides. Its product is annotated as potassium channel subfamily K member 3-like. Gene Ontology annotation, molecular function: open rectifier potassium channel activity; potassium ion leak channel activity. Lineage: Eukaryota; Metazoa; Chordata; Actinopteri; Acipenseriformes; Acipenseridae. The coding region runs from base 155 to 1312 and encodes 385 amino acids. The record is from RefSeq and is a predicted model, not a curated record. Gene Ontology annotation, biological process: potassium ion transmembrane transport; stabilization of membrane potential. The transcript has 2 exons. Gene Ontology annotation, cellular component: membrane.